AGUAUAAUUAACAGUUUAUUAAUUAUAGAGAACUCAGACAAAUGAGAACUCCAAAUGAUUAAUAGUCAUUUGGAUUACGUUAAGAUAAUCUUGAUUAAAUGAUCUUUUAACAUAAUCUUCAAGAUAAAUAAAAACAUUAAAGAGCAAUAUCUUCUUUAUAAAAUAAUUAUAGAUAAGGUACUCCAAUUACAGAUUUAGAAGAAUUAGAAGGAGAAAAAUUGUUUGAUUAAUUUUUUAAGUUGAGUAAUUCUAAAAGUGAUAGUGAUAUUAUGAGGGAUUCAAUUUAAAGAGAAACCAAAUCAACUGAAUCUGAAUUUUUAAAAUUUGUAGAAAAUGCAAUAGAAUAUCAUAAAUAAUCAGAACUUCAUUUCAGACCUGGAAUAAAAAAGAAUUCUUAAUUAGAGAAAAAACUUAAAGAACUCAAUAUCUCAAAUAGAUUAUUGGCAAAUGAAUUGAAUCGUUACAAAUAAAAAGAAUAUGAUUUGAAAAAUAAGGUUAAAUAGAUGUAAAAAGAAUUCUAGAGUGAGAUUUCUUAAUUAAGUUAAAAAAGUGAAUGGUUGGAAGAACUAUUAAUAAAAUAGAAGAUUGAUAAUGAGAAUUCUCUUUUAGGUUUAAAAUAAUCUUUAGAGAUGAUAUAAGGGAAAUGUAAAUGUUAAAAAGGAAUGAUAGAUAAAAUUAUAAAGGAUGUAAAAUCAUAAGCUAGAUCUUAAUUUGAUUUAUAAGUAACAAACUCUUCAUCAGAACUUAGUAGUAAUACUGAAGAAGAAGAAUUUCUAUAUGAUUUCUUUAAAAGAAGAAAAUCUCUUUCAAAAGUAAUAUAUAUUAUUAUUUAUAAUUCAGAAUUCAUAAGAUCAUUAGUUUUUGUAAAAUAAAUUAAAAAAUACAAAAGAUUAUGCACAUGAUUUCUUUCUGCGUAAAAAAUCUGCAAAAGAUCCCUAUUACACAUGA
Paramecium pentaurelia is the source of this 948-nucleotide messenger RNA. The record is from the annotation of a GenBank genome assembly. Lineage: Eukaryota; Ciliophora; Oligohymenophorea; Peniculida; Parameciidae.